UGUGGGAUGGAAGUUGAGCGAGCAGAUCCGGAGCCGGAGAAUAACUCCGAUCCGCUUCUUGGUCACUCUCCUUGCUGUUCUUGCCUCUCCGGCGAUUUUCAAAGCAACCAUGGCCAGGAGCCACGGUGGUGGGUACGGGCGAUUCUGAAGAUCAGAGAGUGGUCGGAGAUCGUAGCUGGUCCACGGUGGAAGACUUUUAUCCGUCGAAUCAACGGCCAUCGACGCCGACGCCGUGUUUGGCACGAUAGCGCCAAGUACGAUCCUUUGAGUUACAAGUUGAAUUUCGAGGAUGAAGAAGAAGAAGACGACAAAGCUGGAUUCAGGAGCUUCUCGAUGCGAUACGCUUCUGUCCCCGUUGUUUCCGGUAAAGCUCCAGCCUUGAAAUGAUGUCUCAGGAUAAGCGUUCUGCGUUUGGACUUGUGGCGGUGACGGCGUUUGAAAAGGUCUCUCGCGUCAUGAGUUUUUGCGUUUCCUUUGUUUAUUUGUUGUAUACGUCAAGUUUGGUUUGAAAGUUACUCUGAUCACGUGAAUAGUAUAACGAGGGUCUUAAUAUUUUUGAUUGUAUAAUUUUACUGU
Eutrema salsugineum is the source of this 576-nucleotide messenger RNA. RefSeq lists its product as uncharacterized. The record is from RefSeq and is a predicted model, not a curated record. Bases 7 to 387 code for a protein of 126 amino acids. The transcript has a single exon. Lineage: Eukaryota; Viridiplantae; Streptophyta; Magnoliopsida; Brassicales; Brassicaceae.